AUGGCCAACGAAUCCCAAAAUGAGACUGAUGUAGAUAUGGACAACGAGGCGCCCUCGCAAUCAAUAAUCUUCACACCUCCCUCAGUCAUCCACACUACACUUUUCUCCGGCGAAUCAUACACACAUUUCUCUCCAGUCCCGCCAUCCCUUCUCCCAAUCGCACCGUCACUACCUGCCCCCUCAUCCUCGUCUCCUUCUCCAAAAGAACCAUCAGCGCCCGCCCCCUCAUCCUCAACUCCGCUACCCAAACCACCCGCUGGACCACCAUGCGCUCUCGGCGUUGACGAAGCCGGGCGGGGUCCCGUCCUCGGUCCCAUGGUCUACGGCGCAUUCUACCUCCCCGUCCCCCUCUCCACGCCUCUCCUCUCCAAAACCCACCACUUCGACGACUCCAAAGUCCUCACCGCCGGCUUCCGCGCCCAGCUAAUGGAGACCCUCUGCACCCCAACCGUGCCGCCCGCCCCCGAAACAUCCCCCGAUCCAAGCAGCCUCUACGAUAACUGCGGGUGGGCCGUCUCAGUCCUCUCUGCACGAGCAAUCUCCGCCAAUAUGAUGCGGCCCGCGAUGUACAACCUGAACGAGCAAGCUAUGGAUGCCACGAUCCACCUUAUCAAGACGGUCUACGAGAUGGGCGUCAAUGUGCGGGAAAUCUACAUCGAUACCAUUGGCCAGCCUGGCCCGUACCAGAAGAAGCUCGAGCGCAUAUUCCCUACCGCGUCUAUUACCGUGGCGAAGAAGGCGGAUAGUUUGUAUCCGUGUGUCAGUGCGGCAAGUGUGUGCGCGAAGGUCACGAGAGAUAGGGCGCUGGAGGUGCUGUAUGAGGCGUAUGGUGGAUCCAACGAGGAUGCCGCGGGCAAAGAAGACGUUACAAUGGGUGACUCCGAAGACGAACCAGCGCCCGAAGCAGACUGGGGGUCCGGCUAUCCAUCAGAUGCUCGUUGCUCGACCUGGCUGAAGCGUAAUAUCGAUCCGGUUUUUGGCUGGGGCCCUGAAUGCCGCUUUUCCUGGUCGACGACUAAGGAUUUGUUGGAGGAUAAUAAGGCUAUGGCGGCUCAUGUGGAUUGGCCGGCGGAGGAGGAUGAGGACACGCAUCGGGUUACUGAUUAUUUCAGUGCUGAUAGUGGAAAGGAGCAGAAGGCGGAUGACGAACUUGGCAAUUGGUUCGGUAGGAAGGCUGGUGUGGAAGCAUUCUGA
Messenger RNA from Pseudogymnoascus destructans, 1194 nucleotides. RefSeq lists its product as uncharacterized. The coding region runs from base 1 to 1194 and encodes 397 amino acids. Lineage: Eukaryota; Fungi; Ascomycota; Leotiomycetes; Thelebolales; Thelebolaceae. The record is from RefSeq and is a predicted model, not a curated record. The transcript has a single exon. Gene Ontology annotation, molecular function: RNA-DNA hybrid ribonuclease activity; RNA binding. Gene Ontology annotation, cellular component: ribonuclease H2 complex. Gene Ontology annotation, biological process: mismatch repair; DNA replication, removal of RNA primer.